UGUUACAGGCAGCGAGGGCAGCCCCAAACCCUUCUUCGGAUUUCUUCCUUUCCGUGCUAUACGAGCUCUAAAUCAACUCGGAGCAGCCCGUAAGAUAGAGAGAGUUUGAGCCAGAUACUCCGGAAAAUGAAGCCCCCAUCGUCUGUUGGAGUCAUCUCUGCGUUCCUGACUGUGUGUGCUGUGAGCCUGUUUCUAACGACGACGUGCGUGUAUGGCGAGACGGUUAAAGGGCGCCGCCUAGAGGCUCAGGACUGUUCUGCAGAAGCGGGGCGCGUUCGGAACAUGCGCAGACUGAGGAGAGGGACAGAAACAGAGCUGUCCAGGACUCGUUCCCAGAUCAGUCGGCUCAUCAGUCGACUCAAAAUGGCGGAGACCAAAAUGUCGGCGCUGCGCCACAGAAUGAGCCGAGCCGAACAGAGCUACAUCUCCUGCGCUUCUGAGAUGAUGGGUGUCGGCAAGAAGCGACAACCUCCUCCUGACAAACCGCUGAACGAUGGAGUCUAUCACGAGGUUUUUGACGACGGAGUUGUGUUACCCUGGUAUCACCGUUAGGUCAACGUUUUGAUGCGGUCUGAUUUUGAUACAUUUUAUGAUACAUUAUUUGUAAACAUUAUGCAAAGCAAAUGCAUAAUGUUUACCUUCACAUAUGGUCUGCUCUUAGACUGUUAAUUCCCACUCA
This is a messenger RNA of Branchiostoma belcheri (Belcher's lancelet), 679 nucleotides long. RefSeq lists its product as uncharacterized. Lineage: Eukaryota; Metazoa; Chordata; Leptocardii; Amphioxiformes; Branchiostomatidae. The record is from RefSeq and is a predicted model, not a curated record. The transcript has 4 exons. Bases 127 to 552 code for a protein of 141 amino acids.